Molecule: messenger RNA, 1899 nt
Organism: Paramecium tetraurelia
Lineage: Eukaryota; Ciliophora; Oligohymenophorea; Peniculida; Parameciidae
Exons: 3
Molecular function (GO): heme binding; oxygen binding
Source: RefSeq, a predicted model, not a curated record
AUGAAUAGACAAUUCUAGCUGAACUGUCCGUUUAGAUAAACAUAAACAGGACAGUACGAUUUCUUAACAAAGUCUGAGAGUAAUUUUUGUAAGGGGAAAGUGAAACUAAUUUAACAAUCUCCUUCAUUUGCAGAUUAUGUGAAUGCUUUGAAGGAAGGAGGAUAAAAAAAGAAUCAUCGCCAUAACACUGAAACAAUAUAGAAAUGUCGCAUUCUUCCUAAGAUAGACGUAGUUAUGCCGGAUCUCUAGACAAUGAAAUCACAUUUCGUUUUAAGCCUCAAUAAAACCACUACACAUUCUUACCAUUCGUAAAGCUAUAUAUAGCAUUCUACUUCACAUACUCCAAGAUCAAGAAUAGGAAUUCCCGUUUCGAUUACUCGAAGAUCUCUGCCUCCCCAAAAAUAAACAAAACUAUCUACAAUUACUCCAAAGAGUUCUCUAUAUAUCAAAUCUAACUUUGAAGAAGAUGACGGAAUCUUUCUUACUAAAAUUGGUGGUGAGGAAGUCAUUCAGGAAAUAGCUAGAUUAUUUCAUCAGCAUUCUCAAAUUCAUCCCAUUAUUUAGAAAAUCGACGAUCCAGGAAUGUACGAAUCAAAAUUUGGAACAUUUCUUGAGUACAUCAUGGGCAAACCAGUAUUUUUCAACAUUGAAGCCCUAAAAUAAAAACAUAUCCCCUUAAAAAUCGAUCAUGCAUUAUACAAUCAAUUUAAGAGCUACCUAAUUAGUAGUUUUAUUCAAAGUAAUAAGGGACCUCCUGAAUUAAUAUUUGAAUUCAGUGCACUUAUUGAACAAUAUAAAUACUGUAUCAUAACUUCAGAAUAAACCUUUGCUUAGAUUUAUAAUCAACGAACAGAGAAUAAAAAAGAUGAGACACCUUAAAGCAUUGUCCACUUAGCAGAUCUCUCCUAUUAAAAAAUAUUAGAAGAUUAGACUCUCUGUGAAUACUUUGUAGGCAUUUAAAUGGAUGAAUAAGCCAAGAAGUUAGGCAUAAUCUUGCAUUAAAUGAUGGGCUGGAAUUGCGGUGUUGAUUAUGUAUUGAAUUAUUUAAGAAAAUCCCAUCAAAGAAUGAAUUUAACAAAUGUCCAUUUUACUUUGUUCAAGUAACAUUUGGUCGAAGCCAUGAAAGAACUUGGGUUAAAAGAAAGACAAAUAGAAUUGAUAACCAAAAGAAUGGAUGGCUAUCGGAGUUGCAUUGUAAAUCAAGAUUGCCUAUUGGAUUUUUAUUUUUAAUCUCCAACUCUAUUUAAAGUUUAAGUGAAGAAAUACGAGGUCUUUUUAUAAAGAGACCCUCGCUUUCGAAAUUUUCCCAAUGUACCCACUCUAUUAAGACAUGCACAUUUUUUAUUGAAGUUCAUCACUCAUCAACAUCAACCACUUUUAACUAAAAUUGAUCUCACAACUUUGCAUAAGAAUUGCGUUAUUCAAAGUGAGUGGAUGGACGGAUUUAGGGAUAACUUUUUUUUAUUAAUUAAAAAUUAUAAUUUAGAUAGACUGAUUUUGUAGGAUUAUGCUGAUUUAUGGUUUUAAUUAAGGUUCAUAGUUAUGAAUUAGCAAAGCAUAGAGAGUUUUAUUGGAGCUCAAGGGUUGGACCAAGUGCAAUUCAAAGUUUAAUUGAAUCUGCAGGACAAUGAAAUUUAUAGUGAUCACUUCAGAAAUGCUGAAUACUAACUUAAAUCUCAUGUGAAGAAGAUUAUUGGGUUUAUUUUCAGGAAUUCCACAAUUUACAAAUCAAAUGAUUUAAGAGUUAUUCAUAACCCAUUAAAAAUAAGUGAAUAAACUUUUAAUUUGUUUGUAUAAUUAAUCAAAUAAGUUAUGCAAGAGGAAAAAUUGGCACCCAAUUUAAUCCUUUUUGCUGAUCAGAUUUGUUAGUAUUAUAGAAGUAGCAUUUGCAAUUUGUGA